AUGGCACCGCUGCCCAAGUCCACAGCCCGCCAACACUACGCCUUCUUACUAUCUCUCUUCUCCACGCUCGUCAUCAGCUUCUCCCUCUUCACCUACUUCAUGCUCCUCCCCCUAUCGCAAUUCACAACACACCACAAACCAUCACCGUCCAACACUUCGCUCGUCCCAGCAGAUCUUCACGCGCUACAGACAUCUUCCAAGAUAGUCCAGUUCGCCGAGCACGACGCGUACAAGAACCUAAGCCACCAGCAUGACCACCUCUGGCACGAGGCGCUGCCCCCCAACGGAGGGUACUUUACGCUCGCGCACGAAAGGAACAAGACGCAUAAAUUGGGGAUCGCAAUGUUCCACCAGCUGCAUUGCCUGGCGAUGCUUCGAUCGGAGAUGCAGUAUCUGCAUCAGAUUAUUGCGGUUUUGAAGGAUCCCACUCGGGGAGAGCUGCCGGUCAGGCCUAAGGAGUCUGACCCGUUGGAUCAUGAUAAGGGCUAUGCCUUGCACUGCUUUGACUAUUUGCGACAGUCGCUGCUGUGUAUGGCUGAUGCGACAAUUGAGCAGCCCAAACUGUCUGACGAUGGGGAUCCGUAUAUUGAUGGCAUGGACGAGCGACGAUGCAAAGAUUGGGAGAUUCUUUACAAUGCGUCGGUGAGGUCGGAUGUGGAACCUGUCAUGCCAGAUGAUUUGCGAUAG
Messenger RNA from Pochonia chlamydosporia 170, 687 nucleotides. RefSeq lists its product as hypothetical. Gene Ontology annotation, biological process: mycotoxin biosynthetic process. The transcript has 2 exons. The record is from RefSeq and is a predicted model, not a curated record. The coding region runs from base 1 to 687 and encodes 228 amino acids. Lineage: Eukaryota; Fungi; Ascomycota; Sordariomycetes; Hypocreales; Clavicipitaceae.